AUGUCCAAACAAACCGCCGCAGGUCAGCCAUCAGACACUGCAUUCCGCAAAACAUGGGAUCGUGAAGAAUACGCCAAAAAGGCCGCCGAUGAGGAAGCCAAGCGCAAAGCCGAAGGCAAAGCCCGCUAUGAAGCCAAACUACUUGGCAAGAAAUACCAUGCCCCCGUGGACUAUGGCUCCCUAUCCGCAACGUCCGCUCGACAAGAGCGUCUCAAAGUCGAUGCGAUGGUCGGCAAAACAACGAUCGUCCCUGCGGGCUCCGCACUCGGCAAGCGCGGUCGCGGAGCUGGGUUCUACUGUGAGGACUGCGAUCUCACGUUCAAAGAUAAUAUCCAGCUGGUGGAGCAUUUCAAUAGCAAGCAGCAUUUGAUUGCGACUGGGCAGAGUGGCGAGGUCGCACGGGCGAGUGUGGAGGAUGUGCGGAUGAGGCUUCGGAUGCUAGCGCACCAAAAGCGCGUGCGUGAGGAAGAGGAGCGGAGAGCCUGGCAACUGGAUCUGGGCGAGAGGUUACGUGAGCGUGAGGAAGUUGAGGCAAAGGAGAGAGAGGAAAGGAGGCGCAAGCGCAAUGAGAAGCGUCGCAAAGGCGGCAAUGGGGUCAAGGAGGAGGACAGCUGGGAGGGACGGUUGGGGAUCAUUGCCUGA
Molecule: messenger RNA, 642 nt
Organism: Penicillium diatomitis
Lineage: Eukaryota; Fungi; Ascomycota; Eurotiomycetes; Eurotiales; Aspergillaceae
Product: U4/U6-U5 snRNP complex subunit SNU23
Exons: 1
Coding region: 1-642 (213 amino acids)
Biological process (GO): mRNA splicing, via spliceosome
Cellular component (GO): spliceosomal complex; U4/U6 x U5 tri-snRNP complex
Molecular function (GO): zinc ion binding; nucleic acid binding
Source: RefSeq, a predicted model, not a curated record